Vombatus ursinus (common wombat) is the source of this 588-nucleotide messenger RNA. RefSeq names its product dual specificity protein phosphatase 13-like. NCBI's taxonomy places the organism in Eukaryota, Metazoa, Chordata, Mammalia, Diprotodontia, Vombatidae. Bases 1 to 588 code for a protein of 195 amino acids. The record is from RefSeq and is a predicted model, not a curated record. The transcript is spliced from 3 exons. Gene Ontology annotation, biological process: negative regulation of MAPK cascade; protein dephosphorylation. Gene Ontology annotation, cellular component: cytoplasm. Gene Ontology annotation, molecular function: protein tyrosine/serine/threonine phosphatase activity; MAP kinase phosphatase activity.
AUGUCUGGGGAAAAGGACUCCCCAAGGGAGAUCGAAGCUCAAACAGAUGAUACUGAUUCUCCCUGUCCUAGUGUCUCUGAAAUAGAGCAGCUCCUCAGGACAGGGAGGGUCUCCUGCAGCCGUGUGGACGAAGUCUGGCCCAAUCUCUUCAUAGGAGAUGCGGCCACAGCAAACAAUCGCUUUGAACUGUGGAAACUAGGCAUCACUCACGUGCUGAAUGCAGCCCAUGGGGGGCUUUGCUGCCAGGGGGGCCCUGACUUCUAUGGCAGCUGCGUGAGCUACCUAGGGGUGCCUGCCCAUGACCUCCCUGACUUCAACAUCAGUGCCUACUUUUCUUCUGCUGCUGAUUUUAUCCACAAUGCUCUCCUCACACCUGGGGCCAAGGUCCUAGUUCACUGUGUGGUGGGGAUCAGCCGAUCAGCCACUCUGGUCUUGGCUUACCUCAUGCUGAGGCAAGGGCUAACUCUGCGGCAGGCUGUGAAUUCUGUGAAGCAACGCCGUUGGAUCUUCCCCAACUCUGGUUUCCUCAAGCAGCUGUGCCAGCUGGACAGGCAGCUUCAGGGAGCAGGAGGAGCUCCAAGGGACUGA